Molecule: messenger RNA, 762 nt
Organism: Condylostylus longicornis
Lineage: Eukaryota; Metazoa; Arthropoda; Insecta; Diptera; Dolichopodidae
Exons: 1
Coding region: 8-742 (244 amino acids)
Molecular function (GO): nucleic acid binding; zinc ion binding
Source: RefSeq, a predicted model, not a curated record
UGCUAAGAUGUUUUUAAGUACCGUUUUCAUAAAAACGUAUGAACAACUAAAAAUUGCUCUAAUUAACGAAUUUGAAAGAAAAGUUUCUAGUGCUGAAGCACAUAACGAAUUAAGUAAUCGGAAAAGAAAACAAAAUGAGGGCUGGCAACAGUAUCUUUUUUUAAUGCAAGAAAUUGCAUAUUCUGCUAAUAUAGACGACAGUAAUCUCAUCCAGUACGAUAUUAACGGAAUUAACGAUUCUAUUCAAAACAAAACUAUUUUUUAUAAUGCUAAUUCAAUAAGUCAAUUAAAAGAAGCUUUGCGAAAAUACGAUAUAAUGAAACAAAAUACAUCUGUAAGUCCUAAUACAUCAGUACAAAACAAAAGACGAGAUUUUGCAAGUUCAGCAUCGAAUAAAAUCACAAAAGCUCCAAUGAAAUGUUAUAAUUGCAAUCAAGAAAGUCACGUUUUUGCUAAAUGUCCACAACCCAGGCGACAAAAGGGUUCUUGUUACCGUUGUGGGAAAUUUGGGCAUCUGGCAACCAGUUGUCCUGAGCAUUCCAUCAGCGUAAUCGAGAAUUUUCACAAUUUUAGUCCAAAUCAUAACUUCGAAAAAUUUAUUAACUUUAUUUUUCUUUUAUCUAAUCAAGCGAAAAUAAACUACCAUUUACUCACUUUAUUGGACUCGGCAAGCACCAUCAGUCUAAUACAGGGAAAUUUUGUUAUGCCAGCAGCAAGAGAAAGUGGAUCCAGACAAAUUUAAAUUUUAUGGAAUCAAUAAGA